Molecule: messenger RNA, 516 nt
Organism: Eruca vesicaria subsp. sativa (arugula)
Lineage: Eukaryota; Viridiplantae; Streptophyta; Magnoliopsida; Brassicales; Brassicaceae
Source: the annotation of a GenBank genome assembly
AUGAGGGGCGACGAGGAAGAAGACGAUUCGAAUCUUGCUAAUAACCAGUUCACCGGAUCUGCUCAGUAUUCUGUAUCUCAAAUGACCCCUCUCAAGUACCGCAAUCUUGCUCACAACCAGCUUAAGAAGCUAGCUAUUGACUUCACCAAACUCACCUCUCUCUCCAUCUUGGACCUCUCUUCCAAUACUAUCACAGGUUCUCUUCCAAACACAAUGAGCUCUCUUACAAGUGCAAUGUCAAUCCACCCUUCCUCUCAAAAAUUUGUGGGUUAUAUGGUAGCAUAUCAGCUCUAUGAGCUUUGUGAAGCCGUGGGACCUGAGCCUACUAGAGUUCCAAACAUCAAAUUCAAUGUCGCUAAAGUGCUUCAGUCUCUCAUCCCAAUUGUGGAUCAGUCGGUUGUAGAGAAGACGAUUCGUCCAGGGCUUGUGGAGCUAAGUGAGGAUCCAGAUGUUGAUGUCAGUUUUUUUGCAAACCAAGCUCUUCAGUCUAUUGAUAAUGUGAUGAUGUCUAGCUAA